Tyto alba (common barn owl) is the source of this 6099-nucleotide messenger RNA. It is a transcript of the gene FAM168B, whose product is annotated as family with sequence similarity 168 member B. The coding region runs from base 270 to 857 and encodes 195 amino acids. The transcript has 7 exons. The record is from RefSeq and is a predicted model, not a curated record. Lineage: Eukaryota; Metazoa; Chordata; Aves; Strigiformes; Tytonidae.
CCCCGCGGAAGUGACGUCGGCCGCCGCUCGCUGCGCAGUUGCUCGGUGCGGGCGGGCGCGGAGCAGUCGGAGCCGCCCGGUGACCGCCGACCCCCCCCCCCCGCCCCCCCUUCCCCCCCCGGCAUCAUCGCCCCGCUCCGCGCAGGCAGCGCCCGCCGCCGACCGACCGACCGACCGACCGACCUCGACCGACCGACGGCCGGGCGCAGCGAGACAGCCAGCGCCGGCCGGGCCGCCACCACGAAGCGCCGUAGCCCGUUACUGAAAUCAUGAAUCCUGUGUAUAGCCCUGGAUCUUCUGGGGUUCCCUAUGCAAAUGCCAAAGGAAUUGGUUAUCCAGCUGGCUUCCCAAUGGGCUAUGCAGCGGCUGCUCCUGCCUACUCCCCUAAUAUGUAUCCUGGAGCAAAUCCUACCUUCCAGACAGGUUAUACACCAGGCACCCCAUAUAAAGUAUCUUGUUCACCCACUAGUGGAGCAGUGCCACCAUAUUCUUCGUCACCGAAUCCCUAUCAGACUGCUGUGUACCCAGUUCGAAGUGCCUAUCCACAGCAGAAUCCGUAUGCACAGCAAGGCACUUACUACACACAGCCUUUAUAUGCAGCACCACCCCACGUAAUUCACCACACCACAGUUGUGCAGCCUAACGGCAUGCCGGCGACUAUGUACCCUGCUCCGAUUCCACCACCCCGAGGAAACGGCGUGACCAUGGGGAUGGUGGCUGGGACUACUAUGGCAAUGUCAGCAGGUACUUUGUUGACAACUCAUUCCCCAACUCCGGUAGCCCCUCAUCCAGUUACUAUGCCCACAUAUCGGGCUCCAGGAACACCAACCUAUAGUUAUGUGCCCCCACAGUGGUGAUCAUCCUGGCAGUCAGUGUUUGAAGAUGGGAGAUAUGCAAUCAAGAAAUUGAGGUUUAAAAGUUGGUGCUGAAGCCCUCAUGCCUCCAACCAGGACUUUUCUUCUGAAUGCUUUCAACACUUGGCUAAACACUACUAAUUCCUGAUCACUGAAGAUUUUCCAGUGCUGCAUAUCUUACAUCUUGGAACUCCAGCAGUUAGUCUUAAAGCAAAUCCUGUUUUGUGGACUGUCUUGCAAUUUUUUAGCUAAUUAUAAUGAUAAAAAGGGAGUAUAAAUUUAUUCUGAUCCAUAUCUAGUUGAAUGCAUGUUAAAACACAAAAACAAAGCUUGCUCAAUCUACCUGCAGUGACUGAUGCAAAAACCAUCAUAUGCAAAUCCAAAGGAACCGAAAAGUAUUUUACAACUUGUAUCACUAAUGCACUGUUGUAAUGUAUGCAGGGUCUUAAAAGGUAGAAUCAUGAAAGUGAGUUUCUUUAUAGAAUACCAUAAUAUACAUUAGAUAAGUGCUUCAGCCUUUUUCAGGUUGAUGGAGUUGCCAGUUUAAAAGGGGCAUAUUUUUAUUUAAGUGAUGUAUUCUUUUCGAAUUCAACUACUAAAUUGGAGUGACUGGAAAAUGAGUCAGACAAGCUGUAGAAAUCCCGCACACAAUUACUUUACUUCAUACCUUUUCAUUUUCAUUAUACAGAUUCAGUGUUAUACAGAUGUUCUUAAAGAUCAGAAUGAAAUGACAAAGGUAAUGCUGUGUGUGCCAGUAAAUAAAGCAUACUUCCUUGAGGCAAAACUGGCUCUUAGGAAUAGUAGGAGGUGACAUCACCUGCAUAAUUAAUUGCAUGUCCUGGGGAGAUACAUAUUCAGUACUAUCUUUCAUAUGAUGCAAGAUGUGUCAAAGUGAGACUGCCACACAGACUGAUAGCAAAACACUUUCUUUUAGUUCUCAGUUCAGGAAAUCCAUGUUGUUUUUCCUAAAGAAUGUUGUAGUCAGUUGAAAACGUAUGUGCAGUUGAUCCAGCUUGCUUUCCUGAAACUUAAGAAAUGCUAGAGCUUUCUACAACAAACAGUUCAGCUGCAUGUUGUUCUGAGGAAAGCUUGUGUGCCUGAUGAGUAUGUUAAAGGGGAACAAAUCAUUUUAACACAAUUUCCUUAUUAGCUACUUGCAGUAUGGACUGUGGAUAUGCUGUAGUAGGGCUGCCAGAAUAUAGGUCUCACAUGGCUGUUCAGUCUUUUUUUUUUUUCUGGUCAUGAAAUUAUCUGUAAUUGAAGUGGGAACCAUUUGUUGGUUACAACAUUUUGAUGUGUUUUCUUGGUAUUUUUUUUUAACUCGGAAGCACGUAAAAUAAGACUUGACUGCAGAUUAGCAUUUCAUUACAAUGAGUAAUUUCUGAUAUUCUUUCUUGCAACUUCAAUUUUUAAAAAGUACCUCAAAGCAAAUGCUGUGGGGAUAAAGGGCUAGCCUUGCAACCCAUUUGUAUACCAAAAUUGUUAUGGGGGGAGAUUUUAAAUUUUUAAAUUUGAAUAUUGCACAUAAAAUCAAGGUUUUUCUUAAACCUGAUUGACUUACGAUUCCAGAAGGAGGCAGUUUUCUUUUUUUGGAUACAUUCUGCCUGCAAUAAAUUAUGCAGUAAAUGGUUAUAAAAUGUUGUUCCCUUUUAAGCGUUUAUACAGAGGUAUAUCAGGCUGUAUUGUUCCUGUAGGUUAACUUCCAUUCAGAAGUAAUUUUUUAAGUUGUGUAUCUAGUUGUGCUUUGUUUUGGGGUGUUCUGCUCCUAUACAGAUUUGGCAGCUACCUCAGGGUAGCAUCAGUGCUGAUUUAAUGCUGCCAUUCCAGUACUUUGCCCUGGUGGGAGGCUUACAUACCUUCAUGACCCAUUGGUGGUUAGAGCCUUCAGUAACUUUAUUUUUUACAGUAAGCACUCUCCAUAUUUUGUACUUCCUCUUUUUUUUUUGUUGUUUGUUUAAUAAAGUUAGGUUUAUUUUGCAUGAAUCACUGUCAGUGGACAGCCCCCUUAUUUCUAAUGCCAUGAACAUAACUAUGUUGUUGGAAUAAGUACUUUAAAUCUUACUCAUGAGCACUUACUGCAGCUUAGGGAUUUCCAUAUGUUUUUAUAUGGAGCAGAAAAUUACCCCAGAUGAACUUAUUUGAAUCUGUACUGCUUCGUUCAAGUCUGUUCAACAAUUCCAUUUGUGUAGUAGAUUUGCAGCUUUGAUUAGUCAGGUGUGCCAGAGAGUACAGUGAGCAUUAAUACAGGCCAUUUGUCCAUUUUAGCUGGUAGAGAGUGACAUUUUGUUGUCUUAGCAUGAUUUUGACGAAGAGCUGAGGUAUGAAACAGUGCUAUAUUGGGGAGAAGCUGUGAAGAACAAGCUCGGAGCUUUGCUGUCUCCUGUCUCAUCACCCAGUAAACUAAAGCUUUGAAAAUCAUAGGAGAGAGCUUUCAUGAAUGCUGCAAUAGAUGGAUACUUAAGGAAUGAAUAUAACUUCCUAUAUACUUGCUCUAACUUCAGAUUCCUAAAUGUCAUCUUGGAAUUGGUCUCUGUAUAAUAUUCCAUAACAUUUAGGCAGUCUCACUUAACUUGAGCACUUUUUUUUCUAAGUUGCAUUAUGGGAUUCAUCCACGAGGGGGAAACUUGUACCUUUUUUAAAAGGUGCUGCACCUUCCAGUUUUGAUAGAUUAUAAUCUACUGGGAAGGUGGAGCAUGUCUCCAGUAGUUGAUAAGGAAAGUAACCAAAAGCACAGUGCAGGGGGACGGGGGGAAUAUGUGUAUAUAUAACUAUCUUAAUGGUAUUUUGUUGCAAAUAGUAGAAAGCAUGGAUAUAAAACUGCAGUGGGGGAAACUGUACAUCAUUAAAUAGGCGUUUACACAGUGAGGGUCUUACGAAACAUUCUCUCCUGCUUUUUAUAUAACAUUCCCUAUUUAGAAUUCCUUUAUAAAUAAAUACACAGUAUGUGUUUGCACUAGAGCUCCUCAGCAAUUGAAAAGAGCUAGUGCAGUAGAGACAUUUCAGAUCAAGCUUCUCUUUAAAAAAAAAAAAAAAUAAAAAAACAACAAAAAAAACCAAAACAAAACAAAAAAAACAACCAAACAAACAAAAAUCUUUGAUGGCAGCUUUAUAUGAUUAAAAAAAAAGUACUACUUUAAACCUAGAACUGAAAAUAACUGUUGCAGCAAUAACAAAGAGAAGUCCAAGAAAGAUUUUUUUUUUUUUUUUUGUCUUUUUAAAUUUUUUUUUAAUUCAAAUUUCAGGUGUUGAGUUUAGAUAAAGUAUUUUUUAAAAACUGAGGUAUUCCCUAUGCCAGUAACAACUGAUGAAAAUGUCUUUUAAAUGUAGCAGCAGCAAAAGAAAAAAUGGCUCGUAAUUGGCACCAAAAACAUGUAGCCCUAGUCAGUGGUGUGGUGGUUAUUAAUGAAACACUAGGAAGGAAAACAGAGAACCUACUACUAGAUCUUGCUUAUGCUUGUUGUAACCAUCUCCUGUUUGAAGUUUCUAGGGGAUGUGCAGGAAUGCUGUUCAAGAAAGCUUUUUGCAUGUACUGUGCAAGCUAAAGGCUUAGAUGCAGUGGUAGAUGAAGAAAAUUCUUUAUUUUAGUUGAAGUCCUUCCUUGUAUCACUUCAUCCACUGGAGGAAGAAAAAGAAAAAAAAAAAAAAAAAAAAAAACAAACAAAACCCCAAACCACCAUCACCACCUGUAAGUACCAACAUGUCUUAGUGUUGUCUGAGAAUAGUUCAUGGUACAGAGUUUAUACCAGGGUACUCGACGGUGACUACUCCUCUUCACUGCUACUUGGUAGUAUGGCCACUUAAGGUAUCGGAGCAAGAGAUGGUCAGAAUUGACUUGGAAUCAUCCCCCAGGGCUUGAGCACGGUAUUAUACACCAUUCAUUUGGGUUUAAAACAUACUUCUGCUUGAAUAGAUAAACACAGCGAUCCGAUACCACCACUGGACCGUAGGCUUAAACUCGUACCAGGGAGCGGUGAAUACCGUGUAUGUGAAACCUCUCAUCUCGGGCCACGAACAAACGCGGUGCUUCAGCUGGAACUGGUGGGCAGAGGGCCAGGUGCUGGGGUGGCUGCAGGGCGGCGUGUGCAGCAGUGGGGGCGAGGGAGGGGCCGGGGCCAGGCUGCCGUGGGCGUCACGGGCCGGGCCUGGCGUGUGCGGGGGGCAGAGCAAUCCGUUCACUCUCACAUCCCAGGGUUUGUGAACACCUGUUCAAAAGACGCGAAGAUUCAAGCUCGCUUGGGUUGUUCUCAUUAAUAAGUUUCAGCUUUCUAACCGUGUAUUUUAUCAACUCUAAGCUUCCUGCAGAGACCCUCAGAUCGGAUGAGGUAGAAUGCCAAUUAACAGGAGCAACUGCAGCAAAGUUAAGAUAGUUUUGUGCAUCAAGCCUCGCCAGGAAUCAAGUCCAUUCUGAGAUCUCCUUUGAAGUAGCGAGGACUCUUUCAGCAGGCUGUGUAUGCCUCUUGUUCGGGAGGGUGUUGAGAGAAAAUCAGGUGUGUUUUGUAGACAGAAGAGACAGAAGAACAGUGCUUAUCUGGGGACGAGGAAACCUUUUCUUGUGUGGGUUGAAUAUAACACUGAAACAUCUGAAUUCCGCAGGUAAUAAGGGUCCAUUUGUGAUUUUAGAAAACAUUCUAAACAAUUUAUGGGCUCUGAAGUUUCAACAACAAGAAAGUGAACGUGACUUUUCUAAACUGUUGUGACUUUUGGGCACUUAGCAGGCAAACUGGGAAAGCUUUUUUAGCUGGCUGCUGUACAGACUUGUUUUAAGUAGAAUGGAUUUGUUAGUGUGUUUUUUUGUUUUUGUUUUUUUUUUCUAUUGUAAUGCUAUUAUUGGCUGCCCUCCUGUCUAAGAUUUGAAAAAGUGAGUGCAUGCAAUGGAAGUACAAGAGGCCCCAGUAAUAGUUUUCCAUGUUCGUUAUGAAUAGACACAGGUUUCCUUUUUAUGACUUUUUUUAAAACUGUCUUACAAACAGUUGUAUUGGUACUUUUUUUAAGUUUAGGUCAAUGUUGUCUUCCAGGAUAAGUUUUAAGGCAUCACUCACUCCUGCAUUGAACUAUCGCAUCAACACAAAGAGUGGAGAUUCCAUUCUGAGCCAGUUCAAUUGUGAAAAUUCAUACUUUUUUAUUUUUUAUGCAAUUCAAUGAGUAGAUGAGCUCAGAUUUAAAUUCUUAAAAGCACGUUUAUUGUAACAAGAAUUGUUAUGUAUUAAUACUUCAGUUUUCAAUAAAGAUUGACUUGUGUUGCUUA